CCGAACAACCCUUGGAAUGGCAGAGAUUCAUCAUGUUCUUUGGCACUUGUUUCCUAUGUAGCUUCAUCGCGGAAAGUAUGUCGUAUGGUAUCGCCAGCAUAUUUUCACAUGCCGUGAUUAGCAUGUUUAUCGGGUCUACAAUAACCUGUUUUAUGGUACUAUUCUUGAUGCAAAGCAUUGGUCAACCCUAUCCUUUACCGCUUUAUCGAACAUUACUUAUGCACAUGACCUACAUCCAAUAUGUACUAGAAGCUUUUCUAACAGCCGCAUAUGGCAAUGGGAGGAAGAGAUUGCAUUGUCCCUUGGAAAAAAUAUAUUGUCAGUACAGCACGCCUAAGGAAAUAUUGCGGAUCAUGGGUAAGAAUUUUUAAAAUCACAAUCAAAGAUAUAUUGCUUAUUAGUACCACAUUUUUAAUGGCGCACCAAGGAGGUCAAUCAUAAAUUUAACAUUUAUCAAAGAAAAUUACGUUCUUAUAUAUUUAUUUCAUUCCACAUAAUAAAUUUUAAUUUGG
Messenger RNA from Dinoponera quadriceps, 512 nucleotides. RefSeq lists its product as uncharacterized. Lineage: Eukaryota; Metazoa; Arthropoda; Insecta; Hymenoptera; Formicidae. The record is from RefSeq and is a predicted model, not a curated record. The transcript is spliced from 2 exons. Bases 33 to 371 code for a protein of 112 amino acids.